Lycium barbarum (goji berry) is the source of this 598-nucleotide messenger RNA. Its product is annotated as acyl carrier protein 1, mitochondrial. Lineage: Eukaryota; Viridiplantae; Streptophyta; Magnoliopsida; Solanales; Solanaceae. The record is from RefSeq and is a predicted model, not a curated record. The transcript is spliced from 2 exons. The coding region runs from base 97 to 465 and encodes 122 amino acids. Gene Ontology annotation, cellular component: mitochondrion. Gene Ontology annotation, biological process: fatty acid biosynthetic process. Gene Ontology annotation, molecular function: acyl binding; acyl carrier activity.
AUUUUUACUAGUAGUCUAAUUCAACACUUGUUUCAGUCGCAACAAAGCUAAACAGAAGAGGUAUACCAACAAAGAAAAACGAGAACAACAACAAAAAUGGCGUCGGCGUUGAGAUCUGCUAUACUCCGACACAUCCGUGUUCCUGCAGCCCAAUCCCUAUCUUCAAAUGGAUCUAGGCUAACAGCUGUCAGAUUGAUGUCAUCACACGAUGACCAUAUCACCAAAGAUGAAGUCAUCAACAGAGUCCUUGAUGUCAUCAAAUGCUACCCUAAAAUCGACCCUUCCAAGGUGACCCCUGAAGUCCACUUUGAGAAGGAUUUGGGCUUGGACAGCUUAGAUACAGUAGAGAUUGUAAUGGCUUUGGAGGAAGAGUUCAAGCUGGAGAUUCCAGACAAGGAAGCUGUCAGAAUAGAGUCCUGUGAACAGGCAAUUGAGUACAUUUAUAAUCACCCAAUGUCGAGUUAGACUCAAUGCAUCUUUGUUGGUUUGAAUUUGUUCAUCAUAAUCAAAGGUACACUUGGCCCUUGUCAUUUGACUAGUUCAAGGUUGUAGGAUUCUGAUCCUCUUUGACAGGCAAUAAUCAGACUUUUAAAGACAA